Myodes glareolus (Bank vole) is the source of this 5010-nucleotide messenger RNA. RefSeq names its product elaC ribonuclease Z 1 (gene Elac1). Lineage: Eukaryota; Metazoa; Chordata; Mammalia; Rodentia; Cricetidae. Gene Ontology annotation, molecular function: 3'-tRNA processing endoribonuclease activity. The record is from RefSeq and is a predicted model, not a curated record. Gene Ontology annotation, cellular component: nucleus.
CGGAGCCGGCCUGCGCCUCCCUCGCCUCCGGCGGGCCUCGGAGAGAGGGUUGAAAGAUGUCUAUGGAUGUGACCUUUCUUGGGACAGGAGCAGCAUAUCCAUCCCCAACCCGGGGUGCCUCCGCUGUGGUUCUUCGGUGUGAGGGCGAGUGCUGGCUCUUUGACUGUGGGGAGGGAACACAGACACAGCUUAUGAAAAGCCAACUUAAAGCAGGGAGAAUUACCAAGAUCUUCAUCACACAUCUUCAUGGAGACCACUUCUUCGGCCUUCCGGGCCUCCUCUGUACGAUCAGCCUACAGAGUGGCUCUGUGGUCACAAGGCAGCCUAUUGAGAUCUAUGGCCCUGUAGGGCUUCGGGACUUUAUCUGGAGAACCAUGGAGCUCUCCCAUACAGAGCUGGUUUUUCCUUAUGUGGUCCAUGAGAUAGUGCCUACAGCUGAUCAGUGUCCUGUGGAAGAACUAAAGGAAUUUUCACAUGUGAAUGAAGCAGACAGCCCUCCCAAAGGACAGGGACGAACUAUCUUGUUAGACACAGAAGAAAACUCCUACUGUCUGGUUGAUGAUGAGCAGUUUGUUGUAAAAGCAUUUCGCCUCUUUCACAGAAUUCCAUCCUUUGGUUUUUCAAUUGUGGAAAAGAAACGUGCAGGUAAACUCAAUGCACAGAAGCUGAAAGACCUCGGUGUGCCCCCAGGUCCUGCCUAUGGGAAGCUGAAAAAUGGAAUUUCUGUUGUUUUGGAUAAUGGAGUUACAAUUUCUCCCCAAGAUGUCUUAAAAAAGCCUAUGGUUGGAAGAAAAAUCUGCAUAUUGGGUGACUGUUGCGGGGUUGUGGGUGAUGGAGGAGUGAAGCUGUGCUUUGAAGCAGACCUGUUGAUCCACGAGGCAACUCUGGAUGAUUCUCAGAUGGACAAAGCAAAAGAGCAUGGCCACAGCACACCCCAGAUGGCAGCAACAUUCGCGAAGCUGUGCCGUGCAAAGAGGCUGGUCCUGACUCACUUCAGCCAGCGGUACAAACCGAUCGCCUUGGCUAGAGAAGGAGAGACAGAUGGCAUUGCAGAGCUGAAAAGGCAAGCCGAGUCAGUGUUAGAUCUCCAAGAAGUGACGCUGGCGGAAGACUUUAUGGUGAUUGGCAUUCCCAUCAAGAAAUGAGAGCGGUGCUCCGGAAGGCACAGACGUGGACGUGCUGUGGCUGGGUUCCCAGACCUGUACUGCAGGCUUUUGUUGUUGGUUGUGAGUGAUUUUUUCUUUAUGUUUUGGAUUUUUUUCCCUUAAAAUUAUUUUGUCCCUAAUAAUCCUUAAGAUGGAGCUGGACUGCUGAGCUGACUCAGUAGUGAGAGGGAACAAUAAAUAAUUUUUAAAUGAUAAAAAAAUACCCAGCAUCCUUCUUAAAGUGCAGAUGGGAUAAAAUUAUAGAUUUUUUUCAGGGGUAUUGCUCUUGUGUCUCUUGAACAGAUAGAAGCCAGUACCCUACGCAGUGUUGGAGUUAGCUCUGCCCAGCUUAACUACCAUUAUUGGCAAAGUAUCUAGGACUGGGUCCUCUUGGCUACAAAAUGAUAUUUUGUCAGUUUGUAUAGAAUUUGUCCUAACAUGGAAAAAAAUGUAGAGGCCAUAUUGAUGGUAACAUGGUGGGAGUUCACUGGAAUAGUCAGUGCAGUUUGGACUAGGGUUUAUCUUAACAUUUUUUUCAACAUCCCGGUUUCUUUCAACACAUGGUCCUGGGUAGUCUACUGUGAAUUAGAUACCAUGGAGUUGGUUUUCUUGUAGCAGUGACUGAGGAAGAUGGUGGCUCCACGGUAGCUCAGUCAGUAGGGGUCAGGAAUACCGUGUGUUAUGCACAGUUUGGGUUAGUUCUGCGUAACAAUUACCUUGAUAUUCUAGGCCUGAACAGAGACACAAAACUUUACUCCCAAUGUGAAUAUACUUUGCCAAAAUUAGUGAUGUAAUGGAUUGAAUUAAUAGAUAAGCUAACUCUUUCAAUAGAUGGUAAACGAUGAGUAUGGUCGAAUGAAAAUGCCACAUCAAGUGUUAUUUGGAAAAAACGAGUCAUCGAGUGAAGCUUCUAACUUUGGGGAGAAGUAUCUACAAAUCCCUACCCAUGGAGAGGAUCGCCUUCGGGGCCUGCGGUCCUGGAGCUGGUCUGUGAGCUGAAUGUGCAGGUGGACCCAUGGACGAAGUCAGGAGUCAGAGUGGGCCCUGCCGCUGCGUCACUGAGCUGCCUGGGUGACUUUGGAAGACACGAGUGUGGACUAGCCUCGGAGAAAAAGGCCGUCUCUUUUCUAAGUGCUUAAAUUGAGGGUAUAUAUAGAGAGAUAUUUUAUAGAUUCUUAUACAUAUGUUUGCAUAUGUGCAUAGUUUAUUCAUGCAUAUUUUUACGUGAAGGCUGGUCUCCCUCCACUAUUUUCUUAAAUAAAGAUAUUUUAUUGGACAAACAAAAACUAGGAGUUUAUUAUCAAAAAAUCCUCUGUAAGAAACUCUGAGGCAUUAUUUUUGGCACAAUAAAAAUAAUGAAAGCCAUAAAGGGGCAAAUAGCUGAGUGAUGUAGAGAAACACUGACUGUAGGGCUUCAAAAUAAAGCGCUGGCUAGCAGACAAGUCUUUAACUACUCUUCUCAUGAGCAUUUUCUGUAGCAUCAAGUGGUCUCUGAAAGUGUGAGCUUAGUGAUUUUAUUUCAUUUUAGAGUUGUGUCUUGGAGCACUGAGGUUGUUUUCUGUUAGUAGAAAUAAACUGACACGGGGUCUUUAUGUAUCUCCAAGUCAUUCCUUCUUUCUAGUUGAUCUCUCUGUUGGGCAUGGUGGCACAAACCUGUUUCGUUUGCAUUUGUGAGGGUAAGGCAGGAGAAUUUGAGAUCCAAGAGAGCCUGGGUUACAUAGUAAGACUUUAAUCUAAAAAAAAGAAAAGAAAAGAAAAGAAAGAAAGAAAGGAAAGAAAGAAAAAGGGCAGAAAUACAUCUGACUUAUAACAUAUAUUUUUAUAUUCAUUCAUGUUCCUAAGCCCACACAGGAGUGGUCUGUUUUAUUAGUCUAUUGAAAAUACAACUUCAUCAAUUUAAAAACCCUCUCUCAAGUCCUACCCUCUUCCUGUCUUCUCUCUCCCUUUUUAACAAGUCUCACUGUGCCUCAAGCUGACAGUCCCCCUGCUUGAGAGCUGGCGUUAUUAAGUAUGCUUUUGUAAUCUGACCAUAAAGUUUUGAAUAUUUCUUUCCUAAGGUUUGUAAUUUUUAGGCUGCGAGUGUAGCUUGGUGGUUAGAACACUUGCCUAAAAUGUCUGAGGCACUGGGUUUGAUUCUGUAGUAUAAAAAGGAAAGAAGAUUUUUGCCUCCUAGUGCAAAUAUCUUCAUUAUGCCUUUAAGUUAAUACAUAUAAUUCAACUCUUAUUUUUUUGCAUAUUCUGAUUCUAGCUUGAAAUUUUGCUACUUUUCCCUUUAUUAGUGAAAUAGAAAUCCUUCUUCAGUGUGUUUGUCACAGAUAGACAGGGAUGAGACGUUCAUCUUACAGAGGUGUGUGUUCAUAGUAAAGUGUACGAGAUCUGUCCUUACUGAAGAUUUGGGGACUGGUGAACUAAGGAAGUAAUCAGUGGGAGCCUUGCCAUCCCAUCUUUCUCUUUCUUCUUUUUUCCUUUGAGAUGGGGUCUUAUGUAUCCCAGACUAACCUCGAACUUGCUAUGUAGCCAAGGAUGACCUUGAGCUUCUGAUGUUUCUGCUUCCACCUUCAGAAUGCUGGGGUAACAGUCAGAUGCCAUCAUACCAGGCUUGUGUGGUACUCGGGAUCGAACCCAGGACUUUGUGUCUGUAAAGCAAAUACUCUACCAACUGAGCUACAUCCCAAAGCCCAAAUACAUGGAGUUUUUGUUUAUUUUGGUUUUUUUUAGGAGAAUAUUAAAAGAAAGCACUGGUUGUGACUUUGAAUAUUCUCUCUUGACAGAGAAGAACUAAGUUUAAGGAGGUACUAUGGGUUUAUAGUGUGUGAUUUUUCUUCUCUUCCUUCAGUGUACAAAAAUUAAAAAUAACUAUUUAAGGAUAUCAUGUUUUAAAAAGCAAGAAAAGUGUCUGCAAAUAUAGCUUGGGUAGAAAGUGGUUAGUCUGAACAGGGUAUUGGGUUUGAUCCCCAGUGCCCCCACUUGACCCCCUCCCUGCAGAAAAACAAGGGGGUGGAGGAGGGAAUAUAAAUGGUUAAAAGUGAAUUCAAAGUAUAAGGAUUAUGAAAAUGUAAUAAAUACACUGUUUGUAUAAUUAGUAUGUGCUAAUAACUUUCCUAAGUGGAGAAAGCCACAGGAAGUCUGGGGAGCAAAGACCACUUUUGUUGGUGACUUUUUAGUCACCGAUACGAAAGAUGUUCUGGCUGUUUGUAUGUAUAUAUCCAUUUAGUAUAGUAUUGAAUCACAGCACCCAUAGAGAUAAACCACUUCUCUGAAUAAUUAGCCGUCCCCACACGGGCACUCCAGAGCUGACAGUUCAGCUCCAGUCUUUGUAAUGUUCCUGUUUGUCAUCUGUACUGUAGCUGGAGGAGUGGUUUUUCCCCCAAAAUGUAAAGUUUUGUCAUCUUUCCCUAACGUGAAACUUUGUAGUGGUCCGGCUUCACUCCUCUCUCUCUAACUUAAUCUCACUUCUCAGUGCUACUCAAGUUUGCAACCCCAGCCAUGUGGGCCUCCUCUCCAUCCUCUCCCAAGGCUUCCUGGUGUUCCAGAGACUUCCUGUGGCCUGCUUCCUUCACCUGAAAUGUCGUUGCCGACCCCAAAUCAACCUAGUGAACCUGCAGGUCACAGCUCUGCAGCCUCAUGGACUUGGCCUGCCCAGCUCCCACUAGGUAGUGUGUGUGUUUUUCCCAGCCCCUACACCCAUCUUCCCACACUUGUCACUCACAGCUUCGCUUCGCCUCUGUACGUGAUGUUUCUCUCACACCAGCUCUGUAAGCCACACAAGGGCAGAGCUAUGUCUGCUACUGUUCCCCUUUAUGACUGACUAACUCAGUGCCUAGAACAUCAAAGGCACUCAAUAAAUAGUGUUGACUGGAUCAAA